AUGGGUCAUCUCACAAAGCUUGACCCACAAGAUUCAUGGCUGCCCAUCACCGAAUCCCGGAAUGGGAAUGCCUACUACGCCGCGUUCCACACGCUCAGCUCCGGAAUCGGAUUCCAGGCCCUUCUUCUUCCCCUUGCUUUCACAACUCUUGGGGAAAGGUUGGGAAAAAUAUUGGCCUUGUUUCCAACACUAUACCUAGCAGGUGGAACAUGCGUGAGCUUAAUAAUGAUGGGAGGAAGCACAUUAAAAAUAUUCUUCCACACAGUGUGUGGUGCAACUUGCAAUGCAAACUCACUCUCAACUAUCGAGUGGUACGUCGUCUUUGUCUGCUCGGCGACAGUCCUGUCUCAGCUCCCGAACCUCAACUCCAUCGCCGGAGUUUCUCUGAUCGGAGCAAUCACUGCCGUCACGUACUGCACCCUCACGUGGACCCUCUCCGUUUCCACGACUAGGCCCCCGGGUGUUUCGUACGCACCCGUUAGGACAGAAUCGGACGUUGAGAAUAUUUGCGGCGUCUUGAACGCUCUCGGGAUUAUUGCGUUUGCUUUUAGGGGCCACAAUCUUGUCUUGGAAAUCCAGGGGACCAUGCCUUCAUCUAUGAAGAACCCAUCGAGUGUGCCAAUGUGGAAAGGAGUCAAGUUUUCGUAUAUAAUUAUUGCCUUUUGCUUGUUUCCAAUGGCUAUUGGGGGUUAUUGGGCAUACGGGAACUUGAUACCCACAAAUGGAGGGAUGUUGAGUGCACUAGACCAAUACCACAGGAACGAAACCUCAAAGGUGAUACUAGGUUUCACAAGCCUAUUCGUUGUGAUCAACAGCCUCACUUCAUUCCAGAUAUACGCAAUGCCGGUCUUCGACAAUCUCGAGUUCCGAUACACCAGCAAACAAAACGGGCCUUGCCCAUGGUGGCUCAGAACGGGCCUGAGAAUAUUCUUUGGCUGCCUCGCCUUCUUCAUCUCCGUCGCACUCCCCUUCUUGAAGAAUCUUGCUGGGCUUAUCGGUGGGGUCGCCUUGCCUGUCACUCUAGCGUACCCCUGCUUGAUGUGGAUUAGGAUCAAGAAACCCGAAAAGUCGAGCGCAAUGUGGUGGCUGAACUGGACACUUGGCACUCUCGGAAUGGCCCUCAGUGUUCUCCUCGUCUUUGGUGCUAUAUGGUCGAUAGUGACACAAGGAAUCCCAAUCCACUUCUUCAAGCCACAAUAAGUAAAUAAAAGCAGACAAAA
Erythranthe guttata (spotted monkey flower) is the source of this 1220-nucleotide messenger RNA. The record is from RefSeq and is a predicted model, not a curated record. Lineage: Eukaryota; Viridiplantae; Streptophyta; Magnoliopsida; Lamiales; Phrymaceae.